GCCGUCGGCGGCGGUGCCAGCGUCGCUCGUCGGCGCGCGAGAGUGACGCGUUCCGGUCCACAGGCGGCGGCGGAGCCAGCACGCUGUGAGACGAACGGCACCAGGACACUUGGAGCCUGAACAUGACGACCCUGACGAUUACCACCUCGCUAGACCGGCCGUGCGGCUGACGGCCUCACUGGAAGGCCGGCCGAAGGUGACGCUGCAGACCAGCCGGGCUUGAACAUGACGCCAGCCAGCACCCGCUCCCUGUCGCCGCUUCUCGUCUCGGUGGUGAUAAUCGCCCCAUCCGUGCUCUCCGUCGACCUAGGGGGAUGUCGACUGCCUCUAGGAGUUACAUCGGGUCAGAUAAAGGAUGAGGACAUGACUGCCUCGUCCAGCUACGAUGAGAACAACACAGGACCGCAGAACGGAAGGGUGAACGUCGAGAGGUCGGCCGGCGCCUGGUGUCCCCUGCUUCCCGUGUCACGUGGCUCGCGGGAGUAUCUGCAGGUGGCGCUGCCCGCGGAGCACGUGAUCAGCGCCGUGCUGACCCAGGGUCGCUACGACCGGGGCCGCGGGGUCGAGUACACCAAGGAGUUUACGCUCGAGUACUGGCGCCACAACGUGGGCUGGAAGAACUACACCAGCUGGAAUGGAGCGAGGAUCUUCGCGGGUAACACGAACAUGGUGGCGGUGAAGGAGACCCCGCUGGUGCCCCCCAUGGUGGCGUCCAAGGUCCGCUUCCUGCCGUACAGCGAGCACUCGCGUACUGUCUGCCUUCGAGUCGAGCUACUCGGCUGCCGGCGCAAAGACGGAGUGGUGUCGUACUCGAUGCGCCAGGGCGACAUAUAUGCCCCGGAGGUCAGCCUGCGUGACCUCUCGUUCGACGGCGAGUUUCGGCGCGGCUUCCUGUCACGUGGUCUGGGUCAGCUGACGGACGGCGCCGUCGGCGGCGACAGCUUCCUGGCCGACCUCGGCCAUGGCGCAGGCUACGAAUGGGUGGGCUGGGCCAACAAUGCGUCUCAGCAGUAUCCCAUCGAGAUCACAUUUGAGUUCGACGCCAUCCGGAACUUCUCGCUGGUCUCACUUCACACCAACGUGCACUACGGCCGUGGCAUUCAGUGGCGGGACCGACGCAGCGUCGGCUCGUUCUCCGGCUCGUGCGCGAGCCCUGGCGCUCACUCGGCCAGGUGA
Pollicipes pollicipes is the source of this 1176-nucleotide messenger RNA. RefSeq names its product discoidin domain-containing receptor 2. Lineage: Eukaryota; Metazoa; Arthropoda; Thecostraca; Pollicipedomorpha; Pollicipedidae. The coding region runs from base 226 to 1176 and encodes 316 amino acids. The record is from RefSeq and is a predicted model, not a curated record. The transcript is spliced from 8 exons.